Adelges cooleyi (spruce gall adelgid) is the source of this 2094-nucleotide messenger RNA. RefSeq lists its product as uncharacterized. The record is from RefSeq and is a predicted model, not a curated record. The coding region runs from base 1 to 2094 and encodes 697 amino acids. The transcript is spliced from 8 exons. Lineage: Eukaryota; Metazoa; Arthropoda; Insecta; Hemiptera; Adelgidae.
AUGCGUCUGAUGAAAAAACUGAACGCUGCAGACAAUAUACCCAUAGACAUUUUAAAACAGUAUAACAUCCCUCUAACGCCCAUAUGGUUUCGUGGAUCACAAACAAUCAAUUCUGAAGAUGUAGCAAAACGCUUCGUGGAGGCAAUUGUCGAAGUAGCUACAAACAUAAGUGGUCUACUUCAGACGAAUACACCAAUAAAAUUUACCGAUACUGAAGCUCAGAGAUUUCUCGAUAGCUGUCGUUUUACACCAAGUUGCCUGUCUGCAUUGACCACAGAUCUUGCCAAAGCUGGUCUUUCUAAUUUCCGAGAGACAGCCAAAGUGUUUUGCCCCGAAGACAUGCCAUUAGUGACCAAAAAAGGAGUUUUUCCCUAUUCUUUCGUCGACGACUGGUCAAAACUUGAGGUCACCAGUUUGCCAGCACGUGAACAGUUCUUUAAUUCACUCACAGGUGAACAUAUUAGCAUAAAAGAUUACGAACAUGCAUUACAAGUUUGGAAUCAUUUUAAAUGUAAAACCUUGGGGGAGUACAGUGAUAUUUACAUGAAAGUCGACAUAAUGGCUCUUACCGAUGUAUUUGAACAAUUUCGUAAUUUAUGUAUGGACACGUACAACUUGGAUGCAGUAUUCUACUUUACGAGCCCCGGAUUAAGUUUCGACGCUAUGUUAAAACAUAGCAUGGUGCAUUUGGAUCUUUUAAAUGACUAUGAAAUGGUACUGCUAAUAGAAAAUGGAAUCCGCGGUGGCCUCGUACAGGCCUGUACACGUUGGGCUAAAGCUAAUAAUCCUAAGACACCUGGUUACAAUCCUGACAAGCCGAACACAUGGUUAGUUUACCAAGACGCCACAAAUUUAUAUGGUUAUGCAAUGAGCCGUUUUAUGCCAUCUGGAAGCUUUCAGUGGUACACCGGAAGCGGGGAGGAAGCACUGAAGGGUUUGGACUCUAUGACGGAACAGUCUGAAACAGGUAUGAUUUUCGAAGUUGAUAUAGCUUAUCCGUCAACUCUACAUGAUGAACAUAACGAAUAUCCAUUCCUUCCUGAGCUUAAAUGUCCUCCAAAUUCAAAAACGAAAAAACUGUUGGCCACACUUGAGGAUAAAAAAAAAUACGUAAUUCAUUAUAUGAAUUUAAAACAAGCGAUUGCGAAUGGCUUAAAGGUUGAGAAGGUGCAUAGAGUUUUACAAUUUCAUCAAUCCCCUUGGCUCGCUUCUUAUAUAGAUCUUAACACUCAAAAACGUAAAUGUGCAACUAAUGAUUUUGAAAAAAACUUUUUCAAGUUGAUGAACAACGCUGUAUUUGGUAAAACGAUGGAAUCAAUGCGGAAGCGUAUUAAAAUUGAACUCGUGUCCAGCCCUCGAAGACUCCAAAAAUUAAUUAAUAAACCCACCUUUGAGCACUGUACUACAUACAGCGAGAAUCUUGCUGCUGUUUCCUUGGAGAACAAAAUAAUACAUUUUUGUAAGCCGAUAUACGUAGGUUUUGCAGUGCUGAAGCUAAGUAAAGUUUUAAUGUACGAAUAUCAUUACAAUGUUAUGCGAAAACACUUUAAAGAUGUUAUUGAAUUCGUUUAUGGUGAUACAGACUCACUUAUAUAUUUGAUCAAAACACAAGAUUUUUACGAGGAUGUCAGAAAAACACCAGAACUUCUAAGUCGGUUGGAUACAUCAAAUUUACCGAUUGAUCAUCCGUGUUACUCGGUAGAACGUAAAAAAGUUCCAGGGACAUUCACCGAUGAAUUAGCAGGUCUUACGAUGCAUGAAAUAAUUGCAUUGCGAUCGAAGUUGUAUGGGUUUAGCAAAGAAAACGUCUAUAAGUCUCUGGAAACAGAAUGGAGUAUUGAAGAAAAAAUAAAAGCUAAAGGUAUAAGAGCUUAUGUAACUAAAAAACAUAUGGUUCUCGAUGACUUAAAAAGAUGUCUUUUCGAUGACGACAGUGAGGAUGCAUAUAGAGAGAAUAUAUCUAUAAGGUCGUUCAAACAUAAAAUUUGUACCGUUAAAACAAUGAAAUUAGCACUAAACCGAAAUGAUGACAAGAGGAUUGUGCUUUGUGACAGGAUUCAUACUUUAGCAAUUGGUCAUUAUAAAAUCAAGUAA